AAUCCGGAGCAUGCUGUGGGUGAGGAAGGACGUGGAAGCGGAGCAGGUGCCAAUAGAAUCCCCGGAUCUGACAGCAGCGGUCAUCCGGCUCCCCAAGCAAUGGAUUUUUAUGGCAUCAGUCUAUGUGAAAGGGGGAGAUGCCCAAGCCUUGCGUGACACGUGCAGUAGCCUACGCAAGGCAAUCACCAAGGUAAGGCGAGAUACGGGCGCAGAGGUGGAGGUUGCGAUCGUGGGAGACUUCAACCGACAUGACCAACUUUGGGGAGGAGACGACGUGUCUUUGGAGAGACAGGGCGAAGCGGAUCCACUCAUUGACCUCAUGAAUGAAUUUGCUCUCAGCAGUCUACUGAAACGAGGCACAAAGACAUGGCAGGGUGGAGGACAGGGGGGAGACUACGAGUCAACUAUCGACCUCGUCCUUGCCUCGGAGAAUCUGACGGGUUCCAUGGUCAAGUGCGCAGUACAUGGGACAGAGCACGGCUCCGACCAUCGCGCAAUCAAGACCGUGUUUGACGUUCCGGUUCCGGGUUCCAAACAGCAGGAGCGACUGCUGUUCAAAAAUGCACCAUGGAAGGAUAUUAAUGCAAGAAUUGCAGGAAGCCUGAACAGCACUCCGUCGGACGGUACGGUGUAG
Molecule: messenger RNA, 634 nt
Organism: Aspergillus calidoustus
Lineage: Eukaryota; Fungi; Ascomycota; Eurotiomycetes; Eurotiales; Aspergillaceae
Source: the annotation of a GenBank genome assembly